AUUGUGAGGCCCCGGUGUGGCGGCGGCGGCGGCGCCCGGUGAGGGCGGGCUGGGCUCGGGCUCCGCUCGGCUCCGUUCCCUCCCCGUUCUCUGCCCGUUCUCUCCGCCGGCGCUGCCAGGGCCAGCGUGAGCUCCCCUCAGGCCGCGCGUCCCUCAGGAGCGGGGCCAGGCCUCGCCGCGCCGCGCCGCCGCACCGGGAGGGGAAGAUGGCCUCACGGAGGAUGCCCCGGCCCGCGCUGGAGGCCGCGGCGCAGGACAAAGUUCCGCGGUACCGCCUGGAGCGGAGCGCGGCCCCGGGGGACGCCGCGCAUCCCUUCCGAGCUCACUCCCGGCCGCUGCCCCGGCCCCGCUACAACGAGAGCUUCCACCACGACGGGCGCUUCCCUCACGCCAACUGCCAGCACGAGGACUGGAGCGAGGAUCCCGGGGAGGAUUAUCCUGGGGAAAACUACCCUGGGGAGGAUUAUCCUGGAGAGAAUUAUCCUGGAGAGAAUUACCCCGGGGAAAACUACCCCGGGGAAAACUACCCCGGCCCUUCCUACAGAGCCGCCAGCCCCCUGCUCCGCAAGGAGAAUUAUUUCCACGGACACUUCUCCCGGCCCGCGCCCCGGGAGCAGGAAUUCGCCCGGGAUUACGGGAAAUUUGGCCGUGGAGCUGCCCCCAGCAGGGAGUACGGGCACCACGAGUACGGGCAGCGGGACCGGGAGUACCCGCAGGGUUACGGCCCUGCAGAUUCCUGGGAGGCCGGAGCAGGAUUUGGCUCCCCGGAUGUUUUGGGGAAUUUCGGGCCGCCCGGGCCGGUGGAGGAGGAGUUUGGCGGCGCGGAGGACCCCGAGUACGAGGAGGAGUUCGGGGCGCCGCCGCGCAGGGGAGGCGUGGGCAGGGGGAGAGUCCUGCGGGGAAAGCGCCCGGCCAGGGGGGUGGUGAAACCCAAAGUGUUCAAAGGAGAGCUCAGAAGCCCCCUGAAGAAGUGGGGCUUGAAGAAAGCCCAGCCAGGCCUGGAUGCCGACGCUCUGGAUCAGCCUCUGGACGUCGCCGAGCCCCUCCAGCAGCGCCCCGGCCCCCAGCUGCCCCCGCACCCCGGGGCGGCCCAGAGGCCCGUCCUGAGGCUGCCGAAGCCCGACCACGUCUCCAGGAGCCUCAGCUUCGACCUGGUGGAUAAAUCCGACAUUUUCUCCACCUUCGGCGUGGAGAUCAUCAAGUGGGCCGGGUUCCACGCCAUCAAAAACGACGCCGAGUUCUCGCGGCUCUUCGGGGCCCUCUUCGAGCUGGAGACCGAGACCUGUGCCAAGAUGUUGGCCUCCUUCAAGUGCUCCCUGCGGCCGGAGCACCGGGAUUACUGCUUCUUCACCAUCAGGAGCUUGCAGCACGCCGCCCUGAAAACCCCCAAGGUGGACAACGAGUUCUUGAACAUGCUGCUGGACAAGGGAGCCGUGAAAACCAAGAAUUGCUUCUUCGAGAUCAUCAAACCUUUCGACAAGUACAUCAUGAGGCUGCAGGACCGCCUCCUCAAGGGGGUGACCCCGCUGCUGAUGGCCUGCAACGCCUACGAGCUGAGCGUGAAAACCAACGGCUUCGGCCACCCUGGCGACGUGGCCGGCGCCCUGGAGACCACCGUGUCCCUGUGCCGCAAGUCCCUGGCCCUGCUGGGCCAGACCUUCGCCCUGGCCUCCGUCUUCCGGCAGGAGAAGAUCCUGGAGGCCGUGGGGCUGCAGGAGAUGGCCCCGGCGCCCACGGCCUUCCCCAAUUUCGACGAUUCCACACUCUUCGGCAGGGAGUACAUCGAGAACCUGAAGGCCUGGCUGGAGAAGAGCGGCUAUCCCAUCCAGAUGAAGAGAGGGGAGGCAGGAGCCGCGGAGCAGCUCCCAGCAGCCGCCCCCGGCAGCAAAGCCCCCCAGCGAGCUGACAGGAAAGUUGUGGACACCAUUGAGCAGCUGGUGAGCAGCAUCGUGUCAGGAACUCUGUCUGCCAAGGACAGGAGUGCUCAGAAGAACUCUCCUGAAUAUUGGUUCCUGUGUGACGAGGACAGCCUGGAGUACAAGUACUACAGGCUGCGGCUCUCCGAGGUGCAGAGGAGGAGCCAGCCCGGGGAGGAAGCAGCCCCAGAGUCCCUGCGGGCCCUGCUCUAUGCCAGGAGGGUGGCCAGCAUCAAAAGGAGACUUUUCAAGAGGAAAAAGAAGCCUGGCACUGCCCUUCCCCGUGCCAGCAGGGCCAGGAGGGUGAGGAGGGCCAGCAGGGCCACCCAGACCCUGCUCUCAGCGGGGACGGUGCUGAAGCAGCCGGACCCAAACCCCCCAGGGCCAGUCCAGGCGCAGGGUGCCCCCACGGAGCCCGGGGUGGCUCCGGGUGCUGCCCAGGGUGCUGCCCAGGGUGCCAGCAGCUGCCAGGUGCCCAUGCCAGGGCAGGACAGGGCAUCUCCUGAGCCCUCAGCAGCGUCUCCCGAGCCUCUGCCAGCCCCGGGCUCGCCGUGUGCCGAUGUGGAUGCCAGGAGCAGGGACACUGCGGAGAGGCUGGCCAGGUUCGUGGCCCAGGAGGGCCCCGAGAUGGAGCAGUUCAGCAUCGCCCACAGCGCCGACAGCCCCGAGCUCUGGUUCCUCCAGGAUCCGACCAGCCCCGCAUUCCAGUUCUACCGGCGGAAAGUUCUGGAGCUGUGUCCCUCCAUCACCUUCAGCCCCGAGGCUGCAGGAGCUGCCCCCGCCGCAGGCACAGCCCUGCAGCUCCAGCAGGACGAGGAGGAUGAAGAGGAAGAGGAAGAAGAAGAGGAAGAAGAAGAAGAGGAAGAAGCUGAGUUUGAACCCUCCCAACCUGCGGAGGAUGAGGAGGAUGAUGAGGAGGACGUGGCAGCAGGUAGAAGGGUGGCAGACCUAGAGGAAGAGUUGGUGUCCAGAGCAGGAGAGGAGAUGGCAGGAGGUGACGUGCGGCUCUCCAGCCCCCCUGACGGCGCUGUCCCAAAUCUGUCGACACAGGCACCCGGCCCGGCCCCCGGCGCGCGCUUCCCCCGCAAACGCGUCAGCUCCAAGUCGCUGAAGGUGGGCCUGAUCCCCGCCCCCAAACGGGUCUGCCUCGUCCAGGAGCCCAAAGUGCACGAACCUGUCAGGAUUGCUUAUGACAGACCCCGGGGCUGCCCCAUCACAAAGAAGAAAAAGAAACCCAAGGACCCGGAGGUGCCCCCGAAGAGGCUGAGCCCCAGGAACGUGGGGUUCCAGAUGCUGCAGAGGAUGGGCUGGCAGGAGGGGCACGGCCUGGGCACGCGCGGCCGCGGCAUCCGCGAGCCCGUCCACCUGGGCGCCACCUCGGCGGGGGAGGGGUUGGGAGUGGCGGGGGAGGAGAACCGGGAGGACGCGUUCGACGUUUUCCGCCAGAGGAUGAUGCAGAUGUACCGGCAGAAACGGGCCAGCAAGUAGCUCCAGGCUCUCUUCCAUGAAGACCCCAGGGCCCCUCCCCUCCCUCCCGUGCUGUCUCUGCUGGAUUUUGGUCGGAUUUUUCCUGGAAUUUCACCCCAAAUUCUGGAUCUUCCCUGGGAUUCCACCCCAAACUCUGGACUUUCCCUGGAAUUCCACCCCAAAUUCUGUAUUUUCUCUGGGAUCCAUCCCAAAUUUCAGAUUUUCCCUGGAAUUCCUUCCCAAAUUCCAGAUUUUCUCUGGGAUCCACCCCAAACUCUGGAUUUUCCUUGGAAUUCCACCCCAAAAUCUGGAUUUUCUCUGGGAUUCAUCCCAAAUUUCAGAUCUUCCCUGGAAUUCCACCCCAAACUUAAAAUUUCCAUGGAAUUCCGCCCCAAACUCUGGAUUUUCCCUGGAAUUCCAUCCCAAAUUUCAGAUUUUCUGUGGAAUCCAUUGCAAAUUCUGGAUUUACCCUGGAAUUCCACCCCAAAGUCUGGAUUUUCCAUCCCAAAUUUCAGAUUGUCCCUGGAAUUCCACCCCAAAGUCUGGAUUUUCCAUCCCAAAUUUCAGAUUUUCCCUGGAAUUCCACCCCAGAUUCCCUCCUUUCCGUGCAGCUUUCCAUCCCAGGAGAGGAAAAAUGAAGAUUUUUUCCCCGUUUUGGUGUCACUUUGGUAGAAAUGUUCAAUCCAAUAAAUGUAGAGCUGGACAAUUCCUGCUUCCUGUCAUCUUUCCUUUGGAUUUUUCCUUCUGACUUUGGCCCUUUGCAGGAGAGGUGCAUUCUUAUUUUUAUUUCAAUUAAAUGAAAUUUUUCGUUUUGGUGGAAUUUGGAAUUCCUCUGGGUGCAGAGCAGGAUUUUGGGGUCAAAAUCUAUUUUUGGGAUGGGAUUCCUCACCAAAAACUGGAAUUAAUUCUUUCCCAAAAAUCAUUGUACAACUUUUGGUUUUUUUCCUCUUGACCUCCCACUCUACUUCCAAUUUUUAUUUUGCCCAAAUAAAGCCUGGCCUCAAAAAUCCAAA
Taeniopygia guttata (zebra finch) is the source of this 4396-nucleotide messenger RNA. It is a transcript of the gene SUGP2, whose product is annotated as SURP and G-patch domain containing 2. Lineage: Eukaryota; Metazoa; Chordata; Aves; Passeriformes; Estrildidae. The record is from RefSeq and is a predicted model, not a curated record. Gene Ontology annotation, molecular function: RNA binding. Gene Ontology annotation, biological process: RNA processing. Gene Ontology annotation, cellular component: nucleoplasm.